This is a messenger RNA of Micropterus dolomieu (smallmouth bass), 1066 nucleotides long. RefSeq names its product mitochondrial ribosomal protein L17 (gene mrpl17). The transcript has 3 exons. NCBI's taxonomy places the organism in Eukaryota, Metazoa, Chordata, Actinopteri, Centrarchiformes, Centrarchidae. Bases 210 to 722 code for a protein of 170 amino acids. Gene Ontology annotation, biological process: translation. Gene Ontology annotation, molecular function: structural constituent of ribosome. Gene Ontology annotation, cellular component: ribosome; mitochondrial large ribosomal subunit. The record is from RefSeq and is a predicted model, not a curated record.
CACCACCAAUGUCAAACCCAACCCAGAAAACUUCACAUUGACUCAACUGACCUCACGUUAUGUUUUUACAUUGAGGUAACAGCCCUACAAUCUGGAUAGAGGACGGUUUGAAGAGAGUAAACGCUUAACUCGGAAACAUUUCCCUUUUGUGUAGUUUUGUUGUCUUUUUGUGUGUCGCGGUUAUUUGCAGGCGAAUCUAACCAGACAAGAUGCGUCUCACGUUGCAAAUGUUGAUCUCCCACGGCCGGGUGGCCCGGAAGAUGGGCAUGGGUCCACAGUCUCGAAUCAACAUGCUGCGGAACAUAUUGACAGGACUGGUCCGACACGAGAGGAUAGAAACCACGCUGGCCCGAGCAGAUGAAGUCCGCUUCUACGCCGAAAAGCUAGUUGACUACGCCAAAAAGGGAGACACUGAUGAGAAGGCAAUGAAAAUGGCUAGCUUUUGGCUCACGGAAAAGGAUCUGAUCCCAAAGCUCUUCAAGGUCCUUGCGCCACGGUUUGAGACUCAGUCAAAGGACUACACACGAAUAGCACGCCUCCCAAACAGACAGAACCUGGACAGAGCUAAGAUGGCCGUCCUGGAGUACAAAGGCAACCCCUUCCCACCUCUCUAUCCUGUGAAAAAAGAGAAUGAACUCACUCUCAUCAACCAGCUGCUCAAAGGCUACAGAGAAGAGAGGGCACAACAGUUAGCUGCAAAAAAUUUAUUAACACUAUCUUAGUGUUGGAUCAGUGAUUGUGGUCACUGAAGGAUGAUGUUUGGGUGCUGAAAUGCUUCUGAAGAGUCACUUGCAGAUUCUGCAGAUUGUGACUUAUAGACUGAUACACUUCAUCACCCGAAGAACAGUUCCAGCUCCAGAGUCAACUGAGGGCAAGGAAAUAGCUGUAAAAGGACAAUCCAGAAUGAUUUUGUGUUAAUAAAUAUAAUUUCUAAACAGAAGUAAUAGCUAUUAGCUUUAUUUCUUUGAACACUUUGUUAGCAGGUUUGCCCUGUUGACCAAGGGAGAUUUGGUUAACACAACAGCAGCACACAAAAUGAAAAUAAAACAUGCUUUUGUGGUACAUA